Molecule: messenger RNA, 2076 nt
Organism: Colletotrichum tamarilloi
Lineage: Eukaryota; Fungi; Ascomycota; Sordariomycetes; Glomerellales; Glomerellaceae
Exons: 7
Coding region: 1-2076 (691 amino acids)
Source: RefSeq, a predicted model, not a curated record
AUGGCCCUUCUUCUUGCCCCCUAUAAUGAGGCUAUGCGCAUUGGCAUGGGUUUCAACAGCUACACACAGCAACUUUGUGUCAACGAUGUAGUUCGAAAGCAAGGCAAAGUCCGAGCGACAGACGCUGACCUUCAGCCUGUGGAAGAGAAGCAGGCCUCGCCAACUGCCGGACUUAAUGAGGAGCUCAGACCUCUCUCAAAAGAUAGUGGUACCAUUGUCAGAACUCAUUCGGACGGCAGCCAAGCUGGAGUCAGUCAGACAGUCAGCUGGGAUGCGGGUUUCGUUGAUAACUUGAGCGACGUCUCGAACUACUUGAACAUUAGCGGUGCUCUGACUAUCACCUGUGCUGCUAUUGGUGGAGGUGGGGGAGCUGAAGCUCAUUUUGUCGAUUCGACUAAGUUUAUCAAAAGCGAUGCUCGUUACAGCAUUCAAGUCAAGGUGACAAACCAAAGACUCAUUGCUAGCGACGUGACGACCUUCUGUCCCAUACCCAACAUCCCUGCCUCCAAGUUUAACGAAGUGUACGGAGACUCAUUCAUUUCAGGGUUCAUUGAAGGAGGGGUAUUGAGCGCUCUUGUUCUCAAGAAGUUGAAACAGAAGGGAGACUACAAAAACAUGGGUGGCAAGCUCUCAGUUGACAUCGAUCUCCAGGCGGCUAAAAUUUCGGGAUCAGCCAAGGGAGACAAGGUUGACGUGAACGAUGAGACAAACACUGAGACUACCAUCACAAUCUCCUGGUCAGGAGGCGGUGACAUCAAGCCUGACGACAUCGGCGACUGGAAUAUUUCAACGCUGACCAAGGUUGCAAUGGAGUUCCCAGACAAAGUGGCUAUUUGCAAGCUAAGCAAGCCUGUUUUCAACGCACUAAAGGCCCUCAAAGAACUUAUCUUGAAGGACGUGAAGAACGGAAAAGCGAUCAUGAAACUACGCAACGUCAAUGAAAAACUUCUGACAUACCGAGAAGACGUCCGCAAAGACUACGACAAGCGCCUUGCGAAGUUCAACGAAUACAGCUCUGCUCUUCAGAAGUCAGCAGCUUACAACAGUCUGAUCUCUGUUGAAGAGCCUCUCCCACCGAACAAAGUCGAGCCCUACCCAUGCGACCAGUUUGGCCUUGACAAAGCAUUGCAAGAUUGUCGGUUCGAGAUGAUUAAGAUCGUGCGAGAAGUCAAUGACGUUACGUCUGAUCCAAAAGUGGCUAUCGACCCUACGAGAAGUUUGAGAUAUCUCAGUCCUUACAUAUUCCAAUUGCUUCUUCCCACAGACAAAGAACCCUUACCAUCCCCAGAGGAGAUUGCCAAGAUGAAAGCCGAUCUGGAGAACAAGAUACAAGAAUGCGCACAGCAACAGUCAAAGCUCAUCGAUGCUCAACAAGAGAAAAACAGGCUUCUCGAGGAAAAGAAGUCAGUCGAAGAGAAGCUUUCAGAUGAACAGAGCAGAGCCAUUUCCGGUGUCCAAGAGUCAGCCGAUAGCACUGUCCGAGAGCGAGAAGUGAGAGAAAAGCUAAGCAUCAGUGAAAAAUCUCUCGAAAAGCUUGAAGAACGGCUUCAGAAUCAGGAAAUCAUGUCAAAAAAUACUUUGGAAAAGGCCCUUGAAGAGGCAGAAGAAAGCAAGGCUCAAUUGGGAGGUCGGAUCAGUUCGCUCGAGAAGGCUGCAGUCAUGAGCGAUGAAAAAGCCGAGAAGUUCCAAGAUAAGCUGAAGGCUGCUGAAUCCGAAAACACCCAACUGCAGACACGCGUGAGCAAGGCCGAAACUGACCUUCGGAACAGUAGCCAAGAAGCCGCUCGGGUCAAGCAGGAGCUCGCACAGCUCCGCAGUGAGUUGAACAGCGGUCCCGAGAUUCUAAUUCUCAAUAUCAUCUGGGGCGACCGACAGUUUCUAUGGGAACCAGAGGUUAAGGAUAAGGUCUUGAUGUAUGCACAGAAUAAUCGGGAGUUCACCUGGGAUAACGAUUUCUUUUGUGGCAUUGACCCAAAAGAGAGAGUUUUCAAGAAUGGGUACAUCGCGUAUUGGAAGCGGGGCAAAGCGCCUGUCAUACUGGUAGGAAAUGAGCGGACCCAAGGGCGUUUCAGAUGA